ACAGACGUCACAACAAUCGUCACCUCGGCGUCAUGGCAACUACGAAAAACCUCUCUAAAUCUUCUCAUACAUUCGCUAGUACAGAUUGUCAAUAAAUAGGUCCUAUAUUACGAGGGUGUUCAGAAGACUGCCCGACUCGCACGAAGAGUGUCAGAUAGUUACACGCGACCUCAACCAUGCCACCGGCCCAGACUUCAAGUGACUCUGUGGAGGUAAAGAAGGUAGCCAUCCACUGGUUUCGCCACGGUCUCCGUAUCCAUGACAACCCUGCCCUCCUGGAGACGGUUGAGGAAGGCUGGGAACUCUACCCGGUGUUCAUCUUUGAUGGAGAAGUAGCGGGGACGCGCACCGCUGGAUACAACCGCAUGCGAUUUUUGAUUGAGUCCCUUCGGGACCUUGACGAGACCUUCAACAACUAUGGUGGACGUCUGUAUGUGUUCACCGGAGACCUGAUGAACAUUCUAGGAAACCUUAUCAAGGAAUGGAAUGUUUCCCGUCUGUCGUUCGACGCAGAUGUUGAGGCAAUCUGGCACAAACGUGACCAGGAUGUGCGUAGACUGUGCUCGGAGCUCGAUGUGGAGGUUGUGGAGCGCGUGUCACAUGUGCUGUGGGACCCAAAGGAUAUUUUGGAGAACAACGGCGGCAAGCCCCCGCUGACCUACUCGUUGUUCAAUCAAGUCGCCCGUGCUGUUGGGGAUCCUCCGAAAACUGUUGAUGACCCAGAUUUCUCAAAGGUCACCUUCAAGGUCAAAUCAAACCAUGACAAACUGUUUGGGAUCCCGGACGUUGAAACAUUGGGUGUUUUCCCCGAGUGUGAGCAGCAGAAUCAGCGGCAUAACAACUGGGUGGGUGGAGAGACAAGGGCCCUACAGCUGCUGUCUCAGAGAAUGCAGGUGGAGAAGAUGGCAUUCAGCGUUGGCAUGGUGAUGCCCAAUCAGACGUUCCCCAAUGUAUCCGGGCCGCCUCUUAGCAUGAGCGCCCACCUCAGGUUUGGUUGUCUCUCCAUACGCAAGCUGUACUGGGUGCUGAGGAACGCAUUUGAAAAGUCUCAUCCCGGGAAGGGGUUCAGCAAUUCCGCCAUCGGUCAGCUGCUGUGGCGUGAGUAUUUCUACACGAUGUCGGUGAACAACAUCAAUUAUGACAAGAUGGAGGAGAACCCGAUCUGCCUGAAUAUUCCCUGGUACAACGACCAGGAAAAACUCAAGAAAUGGGAAAAUGGUGAGACUGGGUUUCCCUGGAUUGAUGCGAUCAUGAAGCAGUUGAAACAUGAGGGGUGGAUCCACCAUGUGUGCAGGCACGCCACCUCCACCUUCCUGACCAGGGGCGAUCUCUGGUUGAACUGGGUUGAUGGACUUAAGGUGUUUACCAAGUACCUGCUGGAUGCUGAUUGGUCAGUGUGUGCGGGAAACUGGAUGUGGAUGUCAAGCUCGGCAUUUGAGAAGGUGCUGCAGUGCCCCAAGUGCUUCUGUCCCGUACGGUAUGGACGCAAGAUGGACCCCGAUGGUGUUUAUAUCAGGCGCUACCUACCGGUGCUGAAGGACAUGCCUCUGCGCUACCUGUUUGAGCCCUGGAAGGCCCCAAAGUCUGUGCAGGAGAAGGCCAACUGCAUCAUCGGUGUGGACUACCCCCUUCCUAUGGUGGAGCAUGGCAAGGCCUCCAAGCAGUGCUACAACAUGAUGAUGGAGGUCAAGAAUAAACUCCUUGCCACUGGAAAAGAAAUGGAGCUGUGUGGCCCGGCCAACACGGAGGAAGUGGCUCAGUUUGUAUGGAUGCCUGGUAACCACGCAGGCACCUGUCACCAGGGUGAGGAGGAGGCCAAUCCCAGCAUGCUCUGUGAUGGCCUCAUGGGAAUGUGAACUGUGGAACGUGAGAGGUUGACCAGCAGAUUGGCUUGUUAUGUGAGCUUUAGGUUUCAGGAUUCUGUCUUAUUAAAGUUUUAAAUGUAAUGGCAUUAUAAGUUACGUCUGGGUAAACAGAUCAGGUACCAUAUUCAGAUUUUUACUUAUGUUAAAUAACAUUCCUCAUUAAAAUUUAUAUGUUAAAUUAUGAUUAUGAAAAUAAAUUAUUGACAUUACAAUCAAAG
Molecule: messenger RNA, 2083 nt
Organism: Dreissena polymorpha
Lineage: Eukaryota; Metazoa; Mollusca; Bivalvia; Myida; Dreissenidae
Product: cryptochrome-1-like
Exons: 12
Coding region: 177-1856 (559 amino acids)
Biological process (GO): entrainment of circadian clock by photoperiod; circadian regulation of gene expression
Cellular component (GO): cytoplasm; nucleus
Molecular function (GO): DNA binding; FAD binding
Source: RefSeq, a predicted model, not a curated record